GGAACAGCCAGGGCUCCAGCGCGAACAGCCUCGGGGCGGCGACCGGCUCGGUGGGGACGUCGGGCAGGGCGUCGACGAAGCACUCGUACGACAGCAACCCGUCCCACAGGGCCUCCUUCUUCGUCGCGAGCGGGGCGUACGUUCCCAGGGCCAGGGCCCCGGCGCUCCGGAGGUCGGGGGGCAGCCUCGACGUGAUCCUCUGCGAGCGCCGCCCGUGGACCGCGGUGGCCCAGCAGGCCGCCCUAGCCGUCGUAGAGCAGAAGACGUUCGACCUCGUGAUGGGCGCGCUCAUCGUCCUGAACGCGGUGCUCAUGGGCGUCCAGGCCGACUUUGCCGCUCGGGCGGUGCGAGAGGGAGCUGAGGAGCCGCCAUUUUUACGGGUGAUGGCCCAGUGCUUUGCCGCGAUCUUCGUCUUGGAGCUGGCCCUGCGCCUUCUGGGGUACGGCGUCGGCUUCUUCUUCAUGAGUGGCUGCUCCUGGAACUACUUCGACCUGAUUGUGGUCACCCUCCAGGUGUUCGAGGAGGUCACGGCCAUCAUGGCCCACAGCAGCCAGUCAACUGGCUUCAGUUUCUUGCGGAUCCUGCGGGUCCUGCGUCUGCUGCGCGUCCUGAGACUGGUGAGGGUUCUGAGCACGAUCCAGAAACUGCGGACUUUGGUCAACUCGAUCGGGAAGACAAUUCCCGCACUGCUGUGGACGAUGGUCCUCCUCAUGCUGAUGAUCUAUACUGCGAGUAUCUGCUUCACGCAGGUAGUCGCCGACCUCGCGGAGGGCGAUCCAGGUUCUGUGGCAGUGGGCACGGCCGCCCACGAGUACUACGGAUCGGUGCUCGGCUCGAUGAUGUCCCUUUACCAGGCCAUCACCGGCGGCCUGAAUUGGCGCACCAUGUCGGACUCUCUCCUCGCCCAGGACUCUCCGCUGAUGGCGCUGCUUCUGUGCCUCUACGUGUCUUUUGCCGUCCUGGCCAUGCUGAACGUGAUUCUUCUCGCUUCGCGGGGUGCGCGCCUGGACGGCGCAGAGCAUGGGCGUUUGGAGCCUCUAGUGAGCUUUUUGCAAGCUUCUCGGGUGUCGCACUCGACCUGCCCACCGCUCACGUGUUUCAUUGUAAAUCCAGAAGGGGGGUUGAAAGGGAAAUGAUAUCACACGCCUUGCUCUCCCAAUUUCGUCAUCAGCAAACGCAGCGCACGUCAAUUAUUCAUUUCGUUUGAAGUGCGCUGAUCGUCAAAUGUGCGUUUCGGUCAUCAAUCAGUAUAUCGCACUUCAACCCUUUUGCUUGUUUAAAAAAUGGGGUCGGCGGAUUACUGGCGUUUUCGUGGACGCCGCUCUGAGGAGCUGCAGCCAAGAGGACAAGCAGGAUCUUGUCAACAUGCUUGUUGAUCUGGUGGCCAGCAUCAACCGUGAUGAUCGCAGCGAAAUCAGCCUUGAACAGUUCAGGGACAAACUGGCGUCGCCACUCGUCCAGUCUUAUUUCAAGGAAUUGAACCUUACUACCCAUGAGGCGGAGGCACUCUUUGACUUGCUGGACUUUGAUAAAACUGGUACGAUUGACCCGGAACAGUUUAUUAUGGGUUGCAUUCGAAUCCACGGAAGUGCGAAAGCAAUCGAUUUGGUAACCUUGAUGUCGGAAGUGCACUCGCUGCAUCGUCGCUGGGAAGUGCAUGCGGCGUAUGUUGAGAAAGAAUUGCAAUCGUUGAGCGGUUGUCGGUCCGCAUUUUCUUUGUCAUGUGAAUCGUCAGAGGCAGAUUCUUCAGAACUGCCUAAGGCAGAUCCUUCAGAUCUGCCCGAGGUGGGUCCUUCAUAGGCGCGAGAGAUUUGCUGUUAGAGCUGAUUGCCGAGAACGGCAUGCGAUCUUCCCUCAUUCCCCCCACAACGGUGCAACAUCUCAUUGUUUGGUGUCCACGUUGGCGACCCGAUUCUUCCAUGCUUCAUAUUUGUGCUGAUUGUUUUUCCAUUUUGUAAUUUCUCUAAUUGUGUGCAUUGCCAUGCGCUAUGGCGCCCACCUGCGACGCCGUCGCUCGCGACAGCUGCCGAACCAUACACUAGGGCGUGAGUAUCUGGCAGCCAGAUUUGCGCCUCUGGUCGCAUAGUUUGUGCAUACAUGUGUUCUGGCACUUCGCAUCUCGCCCACAGUGCCCCCCACUAAUAAUACUCACCCUCCACUCCCGCUCCAACACCUCCACUUCACGAGGCGGCUCCCGUAUGUGGUUCUACUGCGCCCGCGUUCGUGUCGGGCCAAAGCUGGUGAUCAUCGCUGCGUUGCACCGGUGUAGACAUCUGAUGCGCUGCCAGGGCUGCAAUGUGGCAGUCCUGAGCGCUUGAACGGGCAGAAGGACCCUCUGUCUGGCAGUGCGAAGGGACAGAAGCGCCUGCCCCCUCCCUAUCCCCUAUCCCUCCCCUCCUGGUGGCGGCAGGUUUGGGGGUCGCAGUACCUGGCGCGGGUGAAGGGCGGGGGCCGUCCCCCGUGCCUCUCCCCAUGCGCGCGGUGCUGGCCACUCCAGACAGUCUCCCCUCUCCCCCUUGCCCUGGCCUCCUCUCGAACGAGAAUGAACACAUGAGCGCAU
Messenger RNA from Prorocentrum cordatum, 2560 nucleotides. The record is from the annotation of a GenBank genome assembly. NCBI's taxonomy places the organism in Eukaryota, Dinophyceae, Prorocentrales, Prorocentraceae.